Coffea arabica (coffee) is the source of this 1940-nucleotide messenger RNA. The record is from RefSeq and is a predicted model, not a curated record. Lineage: Eukaryota; Viridiplantae; Streptophyta; Magnoliopsida; Gentianales; Rubiaceae.
CCCACCCCUGUGAUACGAAACAAACAAAAUGAAUGGGCAGUCAAAGGUCAUUUUCAGAGCUUUUGAAAAGUUUUUGUUCCUUCAUGUGCACCAUAGUUCACGUAAAAUCAAUCAAUGAAAGUCCUUACAUAGAUAUAAAAAUCUAAUCCAGUUGUCAAACUCGGCCCUUGAACACGCUUUCCCAGCUCAAAACACAGCAAUUCCUCGCAAGACUAAAAAACAAGAAAAGAGCAGUUUUACCUCUGAGAACUUUCUUUGUUGGUAUAAAAAUCAACUCAAGAUCCUGCAACUUCAUUGCUGAAUUCAGAAAAGAAGAAGGAAUCGCUCCUCCAGUUUAUAAUCAAAGAUCCCCUUCUUAUUUGCAACCAUCCGAUAGCAGGAACAGUUUUCCGGGUAAUCCUAUACAUUCUCGGUAACUGCAAUUUGACAAAAUUUUCCAGAUUAUAAAGCAAUUCUUCAUUUUGUUAUACGUACUCAACAAAGAUGUCUAGAGACAGAUCUCACCAAAUUGCCAUUCGCAUUGAUCAAAAGCUUUCUGACCUAUUGGAUACGUCGGAGAAGCCAUCGAUCUUCAAAAUCCAUGGUCAACUACGAAGUGAAAAUGAAGAGGCAUACGAACCAGAAGUGGUUUCCAUCGGACCUUAUCACCACGGUAAGCCUAAACUGAAAGAGAUGGAGAAGCAUAAGCUAAGGUACUUCAAAGAGAUUCUUCGUCGUAGAGGUGAGAGUGCUGAGAAAUACAUCAUAGCUUUGGCUGAUCUUCAAGAUCAAGCUCGAAGGUGUUACGCAGAAGAAAUCAAUCUUAGUAAUGAUGAUUUUGUUGAAAUGCUAUGCCUUGAUGGCUGCUUUGUCAUCGAGUUCUUGAGGAAAUGUAGACAUCCAGGAUCACACUGGCAGAAUGACCCCCUUUUUCAGAUGCUUUGGCUACGCACAGCCACUGUGAAUGACCUAAUAUUAUUUGAGAAUCAGUUGCCCUUUUUUGUCCUGCAGAAACUGUUCGAUAUGACCAAGUCACCAAGAGGAGAAGGGAACCUUAUUGACCUAGCUAUUCAUCUCUGUCUGGUUGGGAACUUGCCCAAUCCAGGUCUAAAUUCUCAUUCUGAAAUCUUCGAACUUUAUAAUGCGGUUCAUCUUCUUGGCCUCGUGCACAAAAUUCUGUCUGCCUUAUUUUCUGAAACACUUUCCUCAACCAUGAAUUCCAAUCCUACAGACUCAUCUGUGUUCGUAAAAUCAGCUGGUGAGCUCCGACAAAGUGGAAUCAAGUUCGAGAAGGCAGAGGAUGGUAAAUCCUUGUUCCAUAUCACUUUCGAAAAUGGUGUAUUUAAAAUCCCUCCUUUAGUUGUGGAAGAUCAUACAGAAUCCGUCUUCAGAAACUUGAUUGCAUAUGAAGAGUAUAUGUCUAAUCCAUCUGAGACAUGGAAGUGCGUAACUGAUUACAUAAUCUUCAUAGAUUGUCUCAUAGAUUCCCCAUCCGAUGUUGAAGCGCUUCGCAGACAUGAUACCAUCGUGAAUCAGUUAGGUAGUGAUGAAGCACUCUCUAUAAUGUUUAACAAGCUAAGCAACCAUGUUCAUGUUGGCGGGAGAUUCUGUUACACCAAAAUUUUUGAUGAUGUGGACAAGUACACUCGCAGGCGCUGGCAUAUUUGGAGGGCGCACCUACUGAGCAAAUAUUUUAAUAACCCGUGGGCUUUCAUUUCGUUUCUGGCUGCAUGUGCCUUGCUUCUCCUAACAAGUGUGCAGGCCAUAUUUUCCAUCCUACAGUAUACGUCGGCUUAAAGAAUUUAAAGUAAGCUAGUUGUGCUUGUUGUGUAAUUUGUUAGUCAUUGUACUUAAAUACGAAUAAAGUCAUUGCAUGUACUUGUAACAAAUUCUUGAUCUGUAUGAUGUAAAGAACUCUGCUGUCUUGUAUAUUGAUAAGAAUAUAUUUUACGUAUUUUUUA